AUGAUUGCCAACGGAGUGUGCAGCCUCCGCUCGUCCCUCCGUCUCCCGGAGCAUCAAUUAUUUCGUGCAGCCCCACUCUCCUACCAUUUCCGGCGCCGGUUUCUCGUCACCGCAUCACUAUCGGAGAAAAGUAAAGAGAAGGUGAUAGUUAUUUCUGGACCCACCGGUUCCGGCAAAAGCCGUAUCGCAAUGGAACUCGCAAGGCGCCUCAAUGGAGAAAUCGUUAGUGCGGAUUCCGUUCAGGUGUAUCGGGGUCUUGAUGUUGGAUCUGCAAAGCCUUCCUUAAAUGAUAGAAAGGAAGUGCCGCAUCAUCUGGUUGACAUACUUCACCCAUCUGAAGAUUAUUCUGCUGGGCAGUUUUUUGAGGAUGCAAGGCAAGCGACAAGAUCUAUUCUUGACAAAGGUCGCAUUCCGAUAGUUGUUGGAGGCACUGGACUGUAUUUAAGAUGGUUCAUAUAUGGAAAGCCAGAUGUGCCUAAAUCCUCUACAGAGAUAGCAUCUCAAGCAUAUAUAGAGUUAGCUGAAUUACAAAGAAAUGACGACUGGGAUGCUGCUGUGCAAUUGGUGGUAAAAGCAGGUGAUCCAAAGGUCCAACAUUUAGCAGUGAAUGAUUGGUAUCGAUUACGGCGUAGUCUAGAAAUUAUUAAGUCUAGUGGAUCACCUCCUUCUGCUUUUCGGGUACCAUAUGAUUCUUUCAGGGAACAGGGUGAUUCUAGAGUUGCUGAUGGUUCUGAUCCAUCUGAUACAAACACUAAUUAUGAUGCAAUGAAAGAAACUGAUUCAGCAAAGUUAGACUACGAUUUCAUGUGUUUUUUCCUUUCAAGCGACAGACUUGACCUCUACAGCUCACUUGAUUAUCGGUGUGAAGAAAUGUUAUUAGGAGGGGAUAGCAUUUUGUCUGAGGCUCAAUGGCUUCUUGAUACCGGUCUUCGACCAAACUCCAACUCUGCAACAAAAGCAAUUGGUUACAGACAAGCCACGGAGUACUUACUAGGAUGCAGGAAACAAGGGGGUCAGAGUUCAGCCAUAGAAUUUUACAAAUUUUUGUCUGAAUUUCAAAAAGCAUCACGGAAUUUUGCAAAACGACAGUUUACUUGGUUUCGCAAUGAGCGUAUAUACCAUUGGCUUGAUGCUUCUAAACCUCUGGAAACCAUUCUCAACUUCAUUCAUGAUGCAUAUCAUGAUCAGAAUGGAAGUCUUUUUGUGCCUGAACACCUUAGAAUGUCAAAAGAUAUAUCUAAUACCCAAAUAGCUGCUAAACUAAGAUCUUACCGCACCACAAAUAGGCAUUUUGUGAACGGAAAAGACUGUUAUCCUAUUUUAGAAUGGAUAAAGAAGACCCGAAAGUGA
Molecule: messenger RNA, 1350 nt
Organism: Lathyrus sativus (Indian pea)
Lineage: Eukaryota; Viridiplantae; Streptophyta; Magnoliopsida; Fabales; Fabaceae
Source: the annotation of a GenBank genome assembly